Messenger RNA from Priceomyces carsonii, 2091 nucleotides. RefSeq names its product anaphase promoting complex subunit. Gene Ontology annotation, molecular function: protein binding. The record is from RefSeq and is a predicted model, not a curated record. The coding region runs from base 1 to 2091 and encodes 696 amino acids. Lineage: Eukaryota; Fungi; Ascomycota; Pichiomycetes; Serinales; Debaryomycetaceae. Gene Ontology annotation, biological process: positive regulation of mitotic metaphase/anaphase transition; cell division; protein ubiquitination. Gene Ontology annotation, cellular component: cytoplasm; anaphase-promoting complex. The transcript has a single exon.
AUGUCCAAGAUGGUACAGAAUCAAAAGACUCCUUCUCAGCACAACUCUACAUUAUUCAUUUCGCCGCAAAUAACAAGCCGCCGACAAGACUUAUUGAUUACACCUCCCAAUCCAGUUGCAACAUUGUUUGAUAGCCCUGGAUCGAACCAUUCGCUGUUCUUUAACUUGGAUCGAGCUUCUCAACAACAUUUGAAUGACUCAGGAAACCAGCAACAGGGCCAGGAUGAAAUAGAACCAUUAACUCAAGCUGAAAAAUUGAGAUUAUGGAGACACGAUGCUUUGAUGCAACAUCAGUAUAAGGCUGCUGAGUUUAUAGGAGAUAAAGUUUUAGCUUUGACUGAAGACCCUAACGAUGCUUUUUGGCUAGCCCAGGUUUAUUUCAAUAGCGGUAACUUCUUACGUGCAAAGCAUUUAUUGACAGGAAAGCCUGAAUACGAAAAGUCAGUGAGUUGCCGCUAUUUAGCAGCUUUCUGCUUGGUCAAACUUGAACAAUGGGAUGAUGCCUUAGACUUAAUCGGGGAAACGAACCCCUUUAAAAAAGAUUCUAAUUACCAAGUCAAGAACAGCGAUGGAGGCAUAAAACUAGAAGCAUCUAUGUGUUACUUACGAGGCCAGAUUUACGCCAACCAAAAUAAUUUUGAUAAAGCAAAAGAAUGCUACAAGGAAGCCGUUCUAGUUGAUGUGAAAUGCUUUGAAGCUUUCGAUGAGCUUAUAAGUAAUAGCUUAAUGACGCCAAAUGAAGAAUGGGAAUUAAUUACAGCAUUGAAUUAUAGAAGUACAGAUGAUAAUGAUGAAUUUGUACGAGCUUUGUACACUUCAAGAGUGAGCAAAUAUUUGAAUACUGCAAAAUUUGAAGAAGUCGAAAAUAUCUUAAGAGAAGAUUUUGAGUUGGGUGAAAAUAGCGACAUCUUGUUAAGCAAGGCUGAUAAUCUUUACGUUCAGUGCAAUUUCGAUGAGUGUUUGGCGGUUUGCGAAAAAAUAUUGGCUAAAGACCCGUAUAAUUUUAAUGUAAUACCAAAUUAUUUAAGUUGUUUACACGAGUUGGGAGGGAAAAAUAAGUUGUUUUUAGUAGCUCAUCAGCUUGCGGACAAUCAUCCAACUAACCCAAUGACGUGGUUAGCUAUUGGAGUAUAUUAUUUGUCUAUUAAUAAGAUUAAUGAAGCAAGAAAGUAUUUCAGCAAAGCAACACUAUUGAACCCCAACUUUGGACAAGCGUGGAUAGGAUUUGCUCAUACUUUUGCAGCCGAAGGGGAACACGAGCAAGCAAUUAGUGCGUAUGCUUUUGCUGCUAGACUAUUUCCGGGUACUCAUUUGCCUAAUCUCUUUUUGGGAAUGCAAUACCUUCAGAUGAGUAAUUUGAAGUUAUCUGAAGAGUAUCUAUUGGCAUCUUACCAGAUCUGUAAAUUUGAUCCUUUGUUGUUGAACGAGAUAGGAGUUAUAAAUUUUCAUAAAAAUGAUCUACCUAAAGCGGAACUCUUUUUUCAAGAAGCUUUAGUAGCUGCUAAGCAUUUAAAUUCGGACUCAAAAACUUGGAUUUCGAUCCACGCCAAUUUGGGCCACGUCUACAGGCGCAGUAAUCAACCUUUCAAAGCUCUUGAAUGUUUCAACCAGGUUUUACGUGUUAGCAAUAAAAAUGACUCCAAUAUAUUGGCAGCCAUAGGAUUAAUAAACUUGAAGUUAGGAAAUUACUUUAGGGCCAUUGAUAUCCUUCAUGAUGCUUUAGCCAUAUCUCCUGGAGAUCCUGUGUCCUCCGAUUUGUUAAAAAGAGCCCUUGAAUCCAAUAAAGAUAAUAGUUCAUUCUUUUUAAAAGACAAAGCAGACAAAAUUGUGGAAUUGAAUUACCCUACGUUAGAAUAUAGGAGUAACAAUAAAAUCAGUUAUAAUUCAACGGAUUCUAAACGAUUGGCUAGUCCUUCAAAAAAUUCAAGGUUCAUGGGAGUUAAUGAAGAUCGAAUGGAAGCUGAUUUUAUUUCUGAUAUACCUGAUGUGCCCGUUAAUAUUGAUAGUAUUGCGAAUGAUUUAAAGAAAGGCGAAGCUUCAAGUGACGAGGACGAGGAAAUUAUGGAUGUAGAAUGUGUACAUAAUUUGUAG